This is a messenger RNA of Impatiens glandulifera, 3021 nucleotides long. Its product is annotated as subtilisin-like protease SBT2.6. The transcript is spliced from 11 exons. Gene Ontology annotation, molecular function: serine-type endopeptidase activity. Gene Ontology annotation, biological process: proteolysis. NCBI's taxonomy places the organism in Eukaryota, Viridiplantae, Streptophyta, Magnoliopsida, Ericales, Balsaminaceae. The record is from RefSeq and is a predicted model, not a curated record. Bases 306 to 2786 code for a protein of 826 amino acids.
CACUCACUAAAACACACACACACACACUCUACAGCUUAAGGCAGUGGUCACGGUUCUGUUAAACUUAUAUGAUAAUAAAUGAAACAACUAAUCACACACCGUUAGAUUUGGUGCCCACUUUUUUCUGGGUCACGGAUUUCGAAAAUGCUUUUAUGCUAUUCCUUUCUUGGAUCAUGAUCGAGCAAUUCUUGUUCUACACAUGCACAUUCUGAUACCCAGUGUGUUUUUAUACCGAUCUCUUACUUACCCAGGACUGUUUUCUAGCCUAUGCUGAUUUCCAUUCAAGCAGGGUGAAUAAAUCUUCAAUGGGGAAGAUUAAUAUGGUCUGGUGUGGAGCUUUAAUGUUAUUUGUAGCUCUAAUUGUAAUGGGGAAGGCAGAGAUUUACAUAGUAACAGUUGAAGGAGAGCCAGUGAUAAGUUAUAGAGGGGGUGUAGAUGGUUUUGAAGCUACUGCUGUGGAGACUGAUCAACAGAUUGAUGUUCACAGUGAGACUGUGACAUCUUAUAACCGCCACCUAAAGAACAAACACGAUAUGCUUCUUGGAAUGCUCUUCGAGGAUGGAACUUACAAGAAACUCUAUAGCUAUUGUCAUCUUAUAAAUGGAUUUGCAGUUCAUAUAUCUCCUGCACAGGCAGAAGUUCUUAGACAAGCCCCGGGUGUGAAAUCUGUUGAAAUGGAUUGGAAAAUGAAGAAGCUAACAACACAUACACCUCAAUUUCUUGGGCUUCCUACUGGAGUCUGGCCAAGUAUGGGUGGUGGCUUUGAUAGGGCUGGAGAAGAUAUUGUAAUAGGAUUUGUGGACUCGGGGAUUUAUCCACACCAUCCUAGCUUCUCGAUAAACAAUACUGAACCGUAUGAACCAGUUCUUAAGUAUAGAGGAAAAUGUGAAGUGGGUGAUAAUGAGAUGAGUUUUUGUAAUGGAAAAAUUAUUGGUGCUCAACAUUUUGCUGAAGCUGCAAUAGCAGCUGGAGUAUUUAAUCCUGAUAUUGAUUUCGCUUCUCCAUUGGAUGGAGAUGGACAUGGAAGUCAUACAGCAGCUAUUGCAGCAGGGAAUAAUGGGAUUCCUGUGAAUAUGUACGGAUUUGAAUUUGGGAAAGCGAGUGGAAUGGCUCCUCGUGCUAGGAUUGCAGUUUACAAAGCACUUUAUAGGCUUUUUGGAGGUUUUGUUGCAGAUGUUGUUGCUGCUAUUGAGCAGGCUGUUCAUGAUGGUGUGGAUAUUAUAAAUCUCUCGGUUGGACCAAACAAUCCUCCAGCCGCAACAAAAACAACAUUCUUAAAUCCAUUUGAUGCAACACUUCUUGCUGCUGUGAAAGCUGGAGUUUUUGUUGUUCAGGCAUCUGGGAAUGGAGGCCCUUUUCCAAGAACCGUAUUAUCAUAUAGCCCAUGGAUAACCUCAGUAGCUGCAGCAAUUGAUGACCGACAAUACAAAAACCAUCUCUUUCUUGGAAAUGGAAACAUUUUGCCCGGACUAGGAUUGUCACCUGCAACACAUGGAAACAAAAGCUUGACUAUGGUUGCAGCCAACGAUGUUCUUCUAGAUUCAUCAUCGCUGAAUAACAAGUACAGUUCUUCAGACUGUCAGAGACCGGAACUUUUGAAUAGAAAUUUGGUUGAAGGAAACAUUCUUGUUUGUGGCUAUACAUUUAAUUUCGUAGUUGGUUCUGCUUCAAUCAAGAAGGUUUCGGAGACAGCCAAGAAUCUUGGUGCUGCUGGUUUUAUUCUUGCUGUUGAAAAUGUUUCUCCAGGAACUAAGUUUGAUCCUGUACCUACUGAAAUUCCUGGGAUUCUUAUAACGGACGUCACCAAAUCAAUGGAACUUAUAAAUUAUUACAACAUCUCAACGUCAAGAGAUUGGACUGGACGUGUGAAAAGAUUCAAUGGAGUGGCGAAAAUCGGGGAUGGAUUGAUGCCUAUAUUACACAGAACUGCACCUCAAGUGGCACUCUUUUCUGCAAGAGGGCCUAAUGUCAAAGAUUACAGUUUGGACGAUGCUGAUCUUCUCAAACCGGAUAUACUUGCUCCAGGAUCUUUAAUUUGGGCUGCAUGGUCACCCAAUGGAACCGACAAUGCUAACUAUGUAGGGGAAGGAUUUGGAAUGAUAUCUGGAACGAGCAUGGCUGCACCUCAUAUAGCUGGGAUAGCUGCUCUUGUGAAGCAAAAACAUCCUCAUUGGAGCCCUGCUGCAAUUAAAUCAGCCUUAAUGACAACUUCCAAUACGAUGGACAGAGCUGAGAGACCUCUUCAAGCUCAACAGUAUUCUGCUUCACAGACUAUCACACUUGUUCAUGCAACCCCUUUUGAUUAUGGGAGUGGUCAUGUCAAUCCAAAGGCUGCUCUAGAUCCUGGCCUCAUAUUUGAUGCUGGUUAUGAAGAUUAUUUGGGAUUCUUGUGUACUACACCUGGAAUUGAUGUUCAUGAGAUAAUGAACUAUACAAAUUCACCAUGCAACUAUACACUUGGCCAACCGUCAAAUUUAAAUACACCAUCCAUCGCUAUCUCUCAUCUCGUGGGGACUCAAACCGUGACUCGGUCAGUUACAAACGUGGCUGAUGAAGAAGAAACAUAUGUGAUCACAGCAAGAAUGGCACCGGAGAUUGCCAUUGACACAAAUCCUCCAGCAAUGACACUCAGACCAGGUUCAACGAGAAAAUUUUCAGUUUCUGUUACUGUUAGAUCGGUUACAGGUUCUUAUAGCUUCGGAGAGGUGUUGAUGAAGGGAAGUAGAGGUCAUAAGGUCAGGAUUCCAGUUGUUGUUAUGGGUUAUAAUUAUCAUCAUCGUCGGUAAGGUCAGUUUUUGAUAUAUUCUUUAUGGUUUUAGUUGAAGAUGGGAAUAAAAAAUAAAAAAGGAAUUUUGUUGAAUUAUUUGGCUUGUCUUAUUAAUGUCUAUCUAUCUAUCUAUCUCUUUACACAUUAGUCUAUUGUAUUUGUUUCAUAGAAUUGAUGUAUGUAUGUAUGAAUGGAUGGAUGUUUUUGUAACAUUAAUUAAGAAAUGUAUUUAAUGGCCUUCAUAUUAGUUAUUG